CAUACUCCAAUCCAAUAGGUGGUGGAAAAUGCUAACCACCAACCACCAUUUAAAUAACAGAAGAAGACGACUCGCUUCUCGGUCCAAUCGAGGGGUUGAGGGUCUGUCUAAAUAAACAGAGUUAAAGGCAGCCCGGAUCCUAUCAGACUGAGAAAAAGAAGCAAGCAGGAGGAAUUAUUUCAGGAGAAACUACUGACAUACUUAUGUAAAGAUGGAGUUUGAGGAAGAGCCCUGCAGAAUAAAAGAUGAAGAUACAGAAGAACAAACAGAUCCAAUGGAAGUGAAUGAAGACAAACAGCAUUGGUUUCAAAAACCUUAUCACUUCAUAAAUGAAGAUGGAAACCCUGUCAUUUCACAGACUGAAAGGAAUUUCACACAGAUAAGUGCUGGUGUCAAAGGACCUUUCUCCUGCUCUGACUGUGGAAAGAGUUUCAGACAUAAAUCAAUCCUUAAAAUACACAUGAGAAUUCACACUGGAGAAAGGCCUUAUAUAUGCACUCAGUGUGGAAAGAGUUACAUGCGUAAAUCAGACCUUAACAAACACAUGAGAUUUCACACUGGAGAAAAUCUGUUUGCAUGCACUCAGUGUGGAAAGAAGUACGUUGAUAAAAGAGCCUUAAAUGUGCACAUGAGUAUUCACACUGGAGUAAAACCGUUCACAUGCACUCAGUGCGGAAAGAGUUUCACAUCCAAAAAAGUUCUCCAAGAUCAUCUGUUCUCUCACUCUGAAGUGAAGUUAUUCAGCUGUGACCAGUGUGAUAAAACAUUUACUUUCGCGUCAGGCUUAAGAGCGCAUAUUAAAGUUCAUGCAGAUGUGAAGCCUUACUUUUGUUCUUUUUGUGGAAAGAGUUUUCCACUACUGAAAACUUUACAAGUUCACCAGCGUAUUCAUACUGACGCGAGACCUUAUAUUUGUGUUGACUGUGGGAAGACCUUUAUUAAAUUGGACAAAUUAAUAACACACCAGAGAAUUCAUACUGGAGAGAAACCGUAUGAGUGCUCGUACUGUGGAAAGAGUUUCGCUCUGUCAGGAAACCUGAAAUAUCAUGAGAGAGUUCAUACUGGAGAAAAACCUUACAAGUGCUUACUCUGUGGAAAGAGUUUCGCUCAGUCAGGAAACCUGAAAGAUCAUGAGAGAGUUCAUACUGGAGAGAAACCUUACAAGUGUUUACUCUGUGGAAAGAGUUUCGCUCAGUCAGGAAACCUGAAAUAUCAUAUGAGAGUUCAUACUGGAGAGAAACCUUACGAGUGCUCACACUGUGGAAAGAGAUUCGCUCAGCCAGGGAACCUGAAAGAUCAUGAGAGAGUUCACACUGGAGAGAAAUGUUUCGAGUGCUCGCACUGUGGAAGGAGUUUUGCUCGGUCAGAAUACCUGAAAGCUCACGAGAGAGUUCAUACUGGAGAGAAACCGUACGAGUGCUCACACUGUGGAAAGUGUUACUCUCGUUCAGAAACCCUGAAAGCUCAUGAAAGAAUUCAUACUGGAGAGCAGCCGCACCAGUGCUCUUCAUGUGGGAAGAGUUUCACCCAAUUAUCUACUCUACGGACUCAUGAGAAAAAGUUUUGCCUGAAGGUGUCUAAUGAGCAAAGUUCUUGUUCAGACAUGACGGAUUACGCAAAAGAAAUGGAAUUACCUUUAAUAGAGUAAUUUAAUCUAAAAUUAGUAGUUAAGUUUGAUUGACAAGGGGAACCUUUGGGGAAGGUGAAAAUAGUAGUUUAUAAAUCUAGCGUGUUGCCAUUAAACAUUAUGAUUUCUGAAGGGGUGCUUUUUGUUUCUUUGUGGAGUGUAAUUAUUUUUAUUGUACAUAUGAGGCAUUUGUGAAACAAUGGCAACUAGUCUCUAAAAUGCCAUUCAUUUAACAAACAACUUGUUUUUAGUCUCACUGUUUAGUGGUGAUGCAUUGAAGACUUUAUUGGAUUGAAAUCACUCUCUGCACAUUGUGAAAAUGUGAGAAAUAAAAAUGAAAAAACUUA
Megalobrama amblycephala (Wuchang bream) is the source of this 1974-nucleotide messenger RNA. Its product is annotated as gastrula zinc finger protein XlCGF57.1-like. Gene Ontology annotation, biological process: negative regulation of transcription by RNA polymerase II; regulation of immune system process; regulation of cytokine production. The record is from RefSeq and is a predicted model, not a curated record. The transcript is spliced from 3 exons. Bases 212 to 1648 code for a protein of 478 amino acids. NCBI's taxonomy places the organism in Eukaryota, Metazoa, Chordata, Actinopteri, Cypriniformes, Xenocyprididae.